Messenger RNA from Sungouiella intermedia, 555 nucleotides. NCBI's taxonomy places the organism in Eukaryota, Fungi, Ascomycota, Pichiomycetes, Serinales, Metschnikowiaceae. The record is from the annotation of a GenBank genome assembly.
AUGGCGUCUCAAAGCAGCAAGAAAACUGCAGUGGCCAAUAGCCAAACACUUAAAGAGUUGCACUUGAUCUCUUUGACAAUCAAUCUUGUCGUUAUCUUGGUCCUAUUCGUUCUCCACAGACCUGCAAGUAAAUGGAAGUAUUUUUUGCUUUCACUUCCAGCUUUAGGGUGUGAAAUGGUGUUGGAAAGAAGUGGAAGACCACUCUAUGCUAAGGAUACAGUCACUGGCCUGAUUAAGCUCUUAAAAAGUGGAGAUAAUAUCAAAGGUCCAGGGUUAUUUGAGUAUAUGUUUGAUUGCAUCUAUAUCACUUGGAUCUGCGAUGUAUUAAUGGUUUUAUUUGGUUCGAACAAAGUGUGGUAUCUCAUUUUAAUUGUCCCAGGCUUUUUGGCCUACAAGAUUACCUCAGUUGCAAAGUCUUUCAUGGGAGGCAAAUCAAAUGUUCAACCACAUAGUCCAAGUGACACCACCAGCGACAGCGGUACGGGAGGAAAGAGCAAGCGUCAAGCAAAGUUAGAGCAGAGAAGUCAAAAACAGCAAAGAGUUCGUGUGAGAUAA